Messenger RNA from Oncorhynchus tshawytscha (Chinook salmon), 2374 nucleotides. Its product is annotated as cyclin-G1. Lineage: Eukaryota; Metazoa; Chordata; Actinopteri; Salmoniformes; Salmonidae. The record is from RefSeq and is a predicted model, not a curated record. Gene Ontology annotation, biological process: mitotic cell cycle phase transition; regulation of cyclin-dependent protein serine/threonine kinase activity. The transcript is spliced from 6 exons. Gene Ontology annotation, molecular function: cyclin-dependent protein serine/threonine kinase regulator activity. Bases 183 to 1082 code for a protein of 299 amino acids. Gene Ontology annotation, cellular component: cyclin-dependent protein kinase holoenzyme complex; cytoplasm; nucleus.
UGAAAAACCAUUUCCUUUCGCCUUACGCCAAGGGUAAGGGGUGUGCAUAGGAGUUCAAAUUAAAUUUGCUGAAUGCUUUCUUAUUUAAAGUACCUACUGUAAUCUGUUCCUGUAACUAUUGUCUUUUAUACGUUUGGAUACGUUCCACUGCAACAACCAACGCUCCUCAUAUCAAAUACAAGAUGCUUCCCACAGUGACUGGACCAGGGGCUCUGGCCUUUGCUGUGCAGUUGAAGGCCUUGACUGACCAGGAGUUCAGGUACCAGCCCAAGCUGAGCGGGCUGAGGAUCAUUGAGACGGCCCAUGAUAACGGCCUGAGGAUGACCGCCCGGCUCAGGGAGUACGAGGUGAAGGACCUCCUGUCUCUGACCAGGUUCUUUGGCUUCAGUGCAGAGACCUUCUCCCUGGCCGUCAACCUGCUGGACCGCUUCCUCGCUGUAAUGAAGAUCCAGCCGAAGCACCUGUCAUGCGUGGGCCUGUCCUGUUUCUACAUCGCUGUGAAGACCACGGAGGAGAAGAAGAAUGUCCCCAUGGCCAACGAGCUGAUCCGGAUCAGCCAGAACCGCUUCACUGUGUCUGACAUGAUGAGGAUGGAGAAGAUCAUUCUGCAGAAACUCUACUGGAAGGUCAAAGCCCCCACAGCCCUCUACUUCCUCAGGCUGUUCUACCGCCGGAUACAGGACACGCUUGAAGAUGACUGCAAGGAGAUCAUGAACGUUGAGAGACUAGAAGCACAGCUGAAAGCCUGCCAUUGCUCUUUCACUUUCUCCAAAGUCAAGCCCUCUCUGCUUGCCCUGUCCUUGUUGGCCUUGGAGCUUCAGGAGCAGCAUGACCAUGAGCACAUAGACAAGCUGCUCAACACCUUCCAGUGUCUACAGCAGCAACUCACUGUCCGAGAAGGAGACCUGGUUAUCGUGACAGAGUUGGCUAUGAAGUGUCUGAUUGAGUAUUCAACCACCAGGGUCUCCAGGCCCAACAGCCAGAGGCUUCGUUGGAUCCUCUCUGGCAGAACGCAACGCACAUUGAAACACAGCUACUACAAGAUUGCCCAUAUGCCCACAAUCCCCGAGUCCGCCUACUGAACCCUGGGGCUGGGUGACCACUGAUACAAAAGUAGGAGUACACCGAUACAAAAGGAGAAGUAGGUUACCACCUCUUCUCCCCUAAAAACCUUUUGUUUUUCAGUUUAAUGGGGGAGAAAAAAAUAUUGCCUAAAAGCCCCCCCCAAAAAACUACAACUUCUUGUACUCUACUGUUGCUACGUGGUCACCUACCUCCAUCACUAACCCAUUUCCCUUACAGUACUGCAUUAUGGAUGAUGCAGUUCUUUAAGGGGAAAACCUGUAACAAAUGUAUUUCCCCCUUUCUCCUGGUUUUUUUGUUCUCAUGGUACUUUUUGAAUAAGCUCACUAUUUAUUAGCCUACAUCUGCUUCAUUGACUAAGUGUGCAUCUGAAAUGGCACCCUAUUCCCUAUAUAGUGCACUACUUUUGAUAAGAGCUGAUUUUGUUCUUUAAAAGGAAUAGGGUGCCAUUGAGAAGGCACACUAAGGGAGUAAUGCCCGGUCAAGAGUGGGUUUAAUCCGCUGCCAUCUAGCGAAGGUUAAAUGCUUGCACGCGUGUAUACAGUAUGUUCUUAUCUGAAUCAGUACCAACAUGAAUACUCUGCAUAGUAUUCUAUCGUGGUUGCUGGUUUUAAGCAAUGAAGUAUAGAACCACCUAGGUCCUCAGUCCACUAUGUGGAAGAGGAGGGAGAAGGGUUUUGUGAAAAUGCAAAAACAAUGGAACCAAGAAAUCGGACCCAAAACCCUUAACUUCCACCCUAGGUUGAUGAACUGGCCUAAAAAUGCACACUCCUCUACCCAAGGUGAACAUUUCCUUUUUUACUAUUGAAAUAUUGAUAUGGUUUAUUUGUUGUACUUGUGGAGGACGUUUGAGGUUUUUAGCUUGCAGGUUAGCAUGCUGAAACUGGCUGUGGAUGACAUGGUAUCCUACUAGGGUGCCAUUUUGGACACGACCACUAUCUUCUAAUGUAAUGUUAACUAUUACUAACAACGAUCACGAUUACAUAAUGCGAUGUUGAAUUACCUUGAUUUGUGGCAAAAUCUUAGCCUUUAGAAAACAACCAUUCGAAAAAUGCACUCUUAAGUCACUUAGGUAAGCACAGUCGAUAUAGGAAAUUAAGUUAGUUUGUGAUUUGCAUUUGCUAGACUAUUUGCAUUUGACCAUAGGCCCCACAAUUGAUCUGAAAUGAAGUUCGUUAAAGAAUUUGAAGUUGAUGUUCUAGAAUUUGAGAACUUUUCCAUAAAAUUGGAUUUACACCACCUGUUCAACCCAUGUGUUUACACCUUUCAAUAAAACGAUAUUGAAAAGCUG